Molecule: messenger RNA, 3504 nt
Organism: Chelonoidis abingdonii (Abingdon island giant tortoise)
Lineage: Eukaryota; Metazoa; Chordata; Testudines; Testudinidae
Product: zinc finger protein RFP-like
Molecular function (GO): zinc ion binding; protein binding
Source: RefSeq, a predicted model, not a curated record
GGCGGGGCAUAGUGUGAACACAGGAAAUUGAAACUUACCCUGUUACGCUGCCCAGAGGGAGCCAUGGCUGCAGAGAACCACGUGGAAAGUCUCCAGGAGGAAGCGACAUGUCCCAUCUGUCUGGAGUAUUUCACACAACCUGUCAGUCUGGAGUGUGGGCACAAUUUCUGCCGAGCCUGCAUCACCCAGUGCUGGGAGGGAACCGCUACAGCCGCCUCCUGCCCUCAGUGCAGAGAAACUGUGCUACAGAGAAACCUCAGGCCCAACAGGCAGCUGGCAAAUGUUGCAGAAAUAGUAAAACGGCUGAGUUUACAGGCAGCAAAGGGAACAGGAGGGGAUGGGGUGUGUGGGGAACACCAGGAGGCUCUGAAACUGUUCUGUGAAGAGGAUCAAACCCCCAUCUGUGUGGUGUGCGACAGAUCCCGGGCUCACCGCACUCACACUGUGGUUCCCAUACAGGAAGCCGCCCAGGAGUACAAGGAAAAAAUUCAGGCCUAUUUGAAGGCUCUGAGAGAAGAGAGAGAAAAGCUGCUGGGAUUUAAAGUGACUGAAAAGGGGAAAUGCCAAGAGUAUCUGAAACAAACACAAACCGAGAGGGAGAAGAUUGUGUCCGAAUUUCAGCAACUGUGGCAGUUCCUGGAGGAACAAGAGCAACUCCUGCUGGCCCAGCUGGAGAAGCUGGAUGAGGAGAUUGUGAGGAUCCAGAAUGAAAAUGUCAGUAAACUCUCCGAGCAGAUUUCCCAUCUCAGUGAGCUGAUCAGUGAAAUGGAGGGGAAAUGUCAGAAACCAGGAAGUGAAUUCCUGAAGGACAUCAGAAGUACCUUGAGCAGGUGUGAGAAGGGGAAGUUCCAGCAGCCAGAAGAGAUUUCUGCUGAGCUGGAAGAGCAAGUCAGUGGUUUCUCCCAGAAAACUAUUGCGCUACUGGAGGCUUUAAGGAAAUUCAAAGACACUCUGCCAUCUGCACUGGAGAGAAAAAAGGGGCAACCACUAGGAGCACACAGACAGGCUAAUGUGACUCUGGAUCCAGACACGGCUCAACUCCGCCUCGUCCUGUCUGAGGAUCGGAAAAGUGUGAGAUACGGAUACACACGGCAGGAUCUCCCCGACAACCCUCAGAGAUUUGACGUUGACUUCUGUGUGCUGGGCUGUGAGGGAUUCACCUCAGGGAGACAUUGCUGGGAGGUGGAGGUGGAGGAUGGGCAAUGCUGGGCUGUGGGGGUGGCCAGAGAGUCUGUGGGGAGGAAGGGAGGGAUCAGCUAUAGCCCUGAGGGGGGGAUCUGGGCUGUGCAGCGAUGGGUGGGUCAGUUCCAGGUUCUCACUUCCCCUGUGACCCCCCUGCCCCUGAGAUGGGUCCCCAGCAGGAUCCGGGUUUGUCUGGACUGUGACCGGGGGCAGGUGACAUUUAUUGAUGCUGGUGACGAGGCCCUGAUCUUCACUUUCCCGCCGGGCUCCGUCCCUGGGGAGAGAAUCCGACCCUGGCUCUGGGUGGGAUACCGAUCCUGGCUCUGCCUGUGUCCAUGAGACAUACAGGGGAGGGGCAGGGGAAUAGCUCUCUAGGAGCCCGGAGAUCAGCCUCUCUAACCUCACACACGCUUGUCUCUGUGACCUCUCCCUGUGGAGUUUCUAUCAUGCCAUCACUGUGACCCUGGAGGUUGUUUCCAGUCUCAACUCUGCACCAUCUGGACUGUCAAACCAUAGAGAGCAUUGAGUGAGUGAGGUAGAGAAGUGAAUCGCAUCACUGCCCCAGGGAUUGUGCAGCCUGUUUGCCGCUGUCCUCUAAGAGCCAGGAGGACUCUGGGGAUCCUGGGUCAGACAGUGCCACUGAGACAUGAGGGGGAACAGCCCACUGGGAAUGGAAAAAUGGGUUUCUCUAGCCAAGUAAUCCUAGUCCCUAUGGCCUGAAGGACUCCUGUCUACCCAACCCUCUGGUCUCUUAGCUCUGUGACCCCUGGAAGCUCCUCCUGCCUCCCUCCCUCCCUGCAGCACGAGGGAGGGGGAGGGGGAAGAACUUCUGGAGUGCAGGAAAAGGGACCCCGAGGGGCAGAUGUGGAGGCUGUAGGGUCGCAAUUGUUGGAGGGGCUGGGGGCAGAAGUGAUAUGGGGUUGGGGGGCAGAAUUAAUGUGGGGCUGGGAACAAGCAUAUGUGGAGUGGCAGAGACACAUAAUUAAUUAAUUGGGAUUUGGUGUUUUCUUAGAAUGAUAGAAUAUCAGGGUUGGAAGGGACCUCAAGAGGUCAUAUAGUCCAACCCCCUGCUCAAAGCAGGACCAAUCCCCAACUAAAGAAGAAGAAGCUGGAAGCUCCGCACCAGCCGGGAGCCUGGGAGAAGGAGACCCAGGGACUGGCGAGUGUGCAUUCAUCCCCAUAUCCAGUAGAAAUGAGUUGCUAGCAUAGACACUUCCUACAUCAAUAGACAGAGUUUUACCAUCAAUGCAGUAAAUCCACCUUUAGGAGAGGCAGUAGCUAGGGCAACAAAGAAUUCUUCCCUUGACCUACUUGCGUCUACAUCAGGGGUUAGAUCAACCUCACUACAUCACAGAGGGUUGAUAGUUUUCAUAGCUCUGAACAAUGUAGCUAGGCUGACCUGAGUUUUAGGUGUGGACCAGGUCUCAGGAAGAAUAGUGGUAUACCUACACUACAGUCGCUACUACAGCAGAGCUCCAACGUUACAGCUGUGUCGCUGAAGUGCCAUAGUGUAGAAGCAUCCUGCAUUGACGGAAGUGUUUUUUCCAUUGCUCUAGUUCAUUACUGUUUCUGAGAGACUGUAGCCAGGUCACUGGAAGAAUUCCAUUGUCUACACUGGGGAGUUAGGUCGAUCUAGCUGUGGCACUCAGGGCACACAGUGUUUCACAGCCCUGAAUAACAUCGCCAGGUUGAUCUAAGUGUUAAGUGUAGAGAAAGCCUAAGAGGGGUUUCCCUGGUGCUAGCUGAAAACAGAUAGGCUGAGGGAUUGGCUGGCAGCUUGGUGUGUGAGAGACAGAAAGCCAAGAGAAGCAGUCGUGAGUGUGACCAUGGCAGGAAACUGAGACAGAACUUGCUUCAGGCACAGAGUUCCCUGGAAAGGCUGAUGUGGAGUUCUGAGUAAAGAAACUGCCGGCUUCUAUUAGUUUCUACCGUGCUCAGGACACAGACGUGUGGAUGUUCUUUGUAAAUAAUAAAGCUUGCACCAAAGAAAAACCUGACUCCUAUAAUCAGUUUCUCCUCCCAGUGGAAGAACCUAGCAAGGCCCCAAAUACUGGCUAACUGCUGAGGUCAAAGGAGCAAUGGUGCAACCCAUGUCAGAACCUAGAGCUAUGGUGGCAAAUGUGUUGGUGGGAAACAUUUGCAGGGAGCUCCAGCAGCAAACAGCCUGUGCAGUUUUGUGUGCUGAGCAGUCCUCAUUGUCCCUUCUCUCUGAGCUGAUACGCAUCUCCCCAGACGCAGGCAAAACCCAAACUAGGAUCCCUGGCUCAUAUUUCCCCCUGCAGACCCAGUUCACACAGUGAUUAUGGGCUCAGCAUUGGCCCA